AUUUUCAACCAUGGUCCGUGUCAAGGCGCUGUACUUUGCCGCCGCCCGCGAGCUCCUCGGUCUGCGGGAAGAGAAGAUCGACCUUGGGGACGCGCCGACGACCGCGACCUUUCGCGCGACCCUCGCCACCAAGUACCCCCAUGCUGCCGAGUACAUCCAAGACAUUACGCUCGCCGUGAACCUCGAGUACGUCCUCGGCGACGACGUGCGCCGCCUCCACGACGACGACGAAGUCGCUCUCAUCCCUCCGAUCUCGGGGGGCUAAACGCAAGUAGACCGUCGUGUAUCCGUGCGUCUGAGACUCCCGAUGCUUUAUCUCUGUUUCCC
Molecule: messenger RNA, 327 nt
Organism: Saprolegnia diclina VS20
Lineage: Eukaryota; Oomycota; Saprolegniomycetes; Saprolegniales; Saprolegniaceae
Exons: 1
Coding region: 11-265 (84 amino acids)
Biological process (GO): Mo-molybdopterin cofactor biosynthetic process
Source: RefSeq, a predicted model, not a curated record